This is a messenger RNA of Acipenser ruthenus (sterlet), 3368 nucleotides long. Its product is annotated as claudin-14-like. Gene Ontology annotation, molecular function: structural molecule activity. The coding region runs from base 766 to 1500 and encodes 244 amino acids. Gene Ontology annotation, cellular component: plasma membrane; bicellular tight junction. The transcript has a single exon. The record is from RefSeq and is a predicted model, not a curated record. Gene Ontology annotation, biological process: bicellular tight junction assembly; cell adhesion. Lineage: Eukaryota; Metazoa; Chordata; Actinopteri; Acipenseriformes; Acipenseridae.
UAUGUGAACAAAAAGUUGCUGUACCAUACUAGAUUUCGAUUGAGCUCUGACCGACAAGAGUCAAUUCUGAACAAGAAAACCAGCGGAAACUAGAAAAAAAAAACUCAACUGCCCUGUUCAGAUUAGAGAUCGCUCCUGUGGUCUAUGAUGUCAUCAGAAUCUCUCAAAGGAAACCCGGAGUUCCCCUUUUGUAACACAUUUAUAUUGACUGGAAACAGGCUGCUAUUGAUACAACAUCAUGUGGUAGAAAUAAAAAAGAACUAUUUAUCAGUGUUAUUCCGCUCCUGAACCUGACUCCACUCAGUACCACAGUUCUAGCAAAUUAUGGGUUAUGUUGGUUUUAAAGAAGUCACUGAUGGUUAAGCAAUACAUGACACUAAGGUUCAUUGUUAGGUGCUGAAUGGAAACAUCACAACAUGGUCUAUCCCAUAAGAAAGCAAAUGGCUCCUGAAUUUCUGCUCUAUUGUCUAGCAGAAUCCUUUCCAUCUGUUCUGUAGUUCAUUACCUUUUAUUACCUUUUAUUGCCUAUGUUACCUUUAUGAUAGGUCAAAGGUUUGUUUCAGGGUGCUGGUAGCUGUGAAAUAGUUCUGUAAUGAGUAAAUAUUUAACUAGCUUGCUUGCUUUUAUAUAAGAUAGCAACACAGAAAUUCAGGAGCCUUCCGACAAUCCAAAACAGGACCGAGACGAGGCUGAGGCUCUCUUGUGUUAACGUAUAAGUGAGACUCCCAAUUCUGAUAAGGUCGAGAGUGAAAAGAAGGGUCAGAAAUGGCUUCCAUUGAGCUGGAACUGAGCGGCUUUGCUCUUGGAAUUCUGGGUUUGUUAGGGACACUGUUGGCCACCGUUUUACCGCACUGGAGGACGACAGCGUUCAUCGGCUCCAACAUUAUCACAGCCGUGGGCUACCUGAAGGGCUUGUGGAUGGAGUGCGCCUACUUUAGCACGGGCACCUUCCAGUGCGAAAUAUACCGCUCUCUACUGGCUUUGCCCCCGGAUCUCCAGGCCGCACGAGCCAUGAUGGUCAUCUCAGUGGUUCUGUCCACUCUAGGCUGUGUCAUCUCUUCCGUUGGAAUGAAGUGCACCGUCUUCAUGCUGAGAACCACGACCAAAUCCCAAGUAGCAGGCGCCGGGGGCUGCUGUUUCCUAGCUGCGGGCUUCAUGUGCAUAAUCCCAGUGUCAUGGACCACUAAUGAGGUGAUCCGUAUGUUUUACAACCCUAUGCUACCCAACAGCUACAGGUAUGAGAUGGGUGCGGCACUCUACCUGGGUAUGGUGUCUGCCGUGCUCUCCUUCCUUGCUGGGGGUAUCCUCUGUGCCUCCUGCUGUGGGCAGGAAGGGGGCUCAAGACGCCCGGGCCUCAGGCUCAACCCUUACCCAAACCGCAACCCGCAACGCUCGCAGCCAAUGACUUUCCGGAACCCAGCGGUGCAAAACGGCAAUGCCAUUGGCAGCACAAACUACAAAAUCAGCCACAAUGGAUACAACCUCGAUGGGUAUGUGUGACACUGCAGAGGUGGGUGCACUGGGCUGUACCAGGAACUGAGGAACACUGACAGAGGAGGGUAUAAUACUGCUUGGCCACACUUACACUGUGUCGAACACCAAGAGCAAUGCAUGUAUGCAUCAGCACUUAUCUAUAGCUUUAAACACUCAAUCAUCAAUGUUUCUGUAAAAGCCUUAAUUUAUACAAUCAGAAUAUUUUGUACUCACACUGGCAUUUUAACACGUGUUUGUUGCACUGGCUUGAUUCUCAAUUGCCCCUGGUCCUGCACAGUACUGGCAACAUUGACUGCACACCAGCUAACAGGUUAUCUAGAGGUGCCAGUUUGGACACUGUGACUCAUAACACAAUGGAAGAGAUAUCGUUUUGCAUGCUGUAUAUGACAGGAAUCCCCGUCUUAAGUUCUAUAGGCAGCCGAUUGUGUAUGCUGUAUUUCUUGAAAUCCGAUUGCCACUUUAUUCUAGGCAGGAUGUGAUCUAAUUUUGUACCCUCUGUGUUGUAUACAGUUGUUUAUAUUUGGAGUUUAAUGACGCUAGUCGAUGCAGAACUAGGUUUGCCAGACACGAUACAUGUUUCUGGUCCUGUACGGUUGAUUUACAAACAAAUGAUAUUUUAUACUAUAAAUUAUAUGACAAAUGAAAUCUCUCUGUCAAUCACUUUCAAUGGGAUUUCAAAUUCUAUAUCCUGGGAUAAAAUGAUAAGGUACAGUUUUGAUAAACAAACACCAGUGACAGCAUUGAGACAGCACUCUGUAGCUGAGUCAAACUGACUUAUGUUUUACGCCUCCUGUGGAUAUUGCUUAAUUGUAUAUAGAAGAAGCACUGCAGUGAAUUUCAAGAUUAUAAUUGCAUUGAGGGGUUCUGGUGACAUCAAAAACCACAAGAGCAAAGCCCAAGAUGCAAUUAUAACUGAAAGUAAUUCACUUGCUAUUUUAUUAUUUUUUUUCAUUUCAUAAAUAGGCAUUGUGUUGUCACAUGGUGUAAUUAUGACUUUUUGACUUUAAUACAGAUUAAUUAUGACUUUCUGCAUUUCAAAAAGUCACCCUUACAUUAAUAAGCAUCUUUAAACAUAAAAGGUGUUGAGGAUUAUUAUCAUGGGACAAAAAGUGUGGAUGCUUAUUACCAUGUAUUAUACUGUACAAGUCACUUUUAAAAGCAGAACAUCUCACAUUUUGUAUAUAUCAGCAUUUCAUUGUGUUUUUUCCUCCUUUAAUUGUUUACACUGUCUCUUCUAUUUAUAAAAACACUAUUUAUAUUUAAAUACCUUAUUUUCUAACCUGUAUCUGUUAUUUCAUUGUGGAACUACUUUUUGCUGUGUAAUUAUGUAUUUAACAGACAUUAUUAAAUCUAAUUUCUACAUUACUCAGGUUUUUCUUACGGGUCAUUUCUUAUAAGACACUGUUAGAGCAUGAGUUUUGAAAUUACCGCAUGGCUACCUACACUUGCCGUGCCUUUCUGCCUAAACAACAGCACUGCUUAGAAUCUUCUUCAGCCAAUCAGAGUGCUCUGUUCACCCAGUCUGUUUUAUAAUGGAAUUAUUUGUUAACACUGCAUAGCCUGUCCUGGUUAGACAUUUCUAAGUCUAUUUAACAAUCACAAGCGAAGGCCAAUUCAGUAAUAGAGCUAGAGCUUGACUUAUAUUUUCUCAUUGAAUAUGACUCAAAAUGACAAUAGUCUCACACAAGCUAUUGAGUGAGGAUUUUACACAUAAUACCUCUCUCACCCCAGCAGACACUGACCCUGACCUAUAAAUCCUUCCUCUCUUCGCUGUAGCAUGUUCCCUUUAUGAUAGAAGAGGGUCUAGUGUUUGUUACUGGUGGCUGGGAAAUCUGUGAUGAGUGAAUAUUUAACCAGCGUGUUUGCUUUCAUAU